AUUCAUCAUGGCCAAUAAAGAAUUCGAUUGGAGUUCCAUUUUAGAGUUUCUCAAGCCGAAGGAGCCAGUAAGCGUGGAACGGGACCGGCUUCGGGAGCGGGAACGACAGGCCCGCGCGGCGAUGUCGGUCCAGGCCGAACAAGCGGCUGCAGGAGGUGGUCCUGACACCAGACACCAUCAUCAUGGCCACCAUAACCACGCUCACCAUCACGCUAAUCCGCAUGCCGUCACUGCACCACUCUUCCGUGCUCCCGUCAGGGUGAAUCCAGACGCCCGGGACAGUACGACGCAGCAGAUACAAUCGAAAUUAGGUAACUAUUCGUUGGUGAAACAUCUAUUGGACGAGCCGAAACGGCUGAUCGGCAUCGAGGGUGUACCGCCGAGCCCUGCCCCGACCUCCUCGUUUCUACGAAUGAGUUCCAGCUCGGUCGGCGCGAAUUCCAGGAGCUCGCCCUCCUCCCAAGAAUUCAAGAAACCGGGAGGGCCUCGCCCCGAUCUUUCUUCCUCGUCGUCGUCCUCGACGUCAUCUCUGUCUUCGUCGUCCUCGUCUUCGACGUCGUCGUCGUCGUCGUCGUCGUCGUCGUCCACGUCCUCGACGUCGUCGUCGUCGUUGUCCUCGUCGUCAUCGAGUCAUCAACGCGGUGGUUUCGUGAAGCCAGCCGACGGAAAGCCGCCGUACGGAGGCAGGGGUGGUUACCCCGGCCAGCCAGUGAAGCACGGGGGCAACAGCAACGAUCAUAGGAGCCACGGUUUAUUACCCGCCAAAGGACCGCCCACGAAUUCGCCCGGGAACGGAACGCUCGCUGGCAAUUCCAGUAUCGGGAAUUCCAGCGGCAGCAGGCUUCACUGUGUCGGCAGCAGACUGUCCAGGUUACCUCUCGAUAACGUGAGUGCACGACCCGCUUUUCGCCACCGAUCGUCUGUCUUUAUCUCUCUCCUCUGUUUUCAGGAAAUGACCAUGCCACCCACGCCGCUCACGGCCAUCGCCCAGACGCCGAGGAAGGAGCUCGAGUCGAAGUUCACGUUCAAUCCUGUGAUGGCGAAGUUGACCGAAGUGACGCCGCAGGAAGCCACGAAGCCUCAACGCGAGCGGCACAGCGCCAACAGGCUAUCGGCGGAUUUGGAGCGCGACUUAAGCUUGAGCGAGGACAGCGAGGAUGAGGCAAGCAAGGAAACGUCAUCGCGGACAACGAGGGGAAACAGAAGCCCCGACCUCACGGUCGAUUUAUCGAUACCAGCGAUGACGCCAGCCCCGCCGCCACUGGCACCCAUGUCGCCGAUGGGCCCGUCACCGGUCGGCCCUUUGUCGCCCACGAGGCCGCUCAGCCCGAGCAGGCCGCCAUCGCCGCCCAAACAGAUGACGCCGGAGCAAGUGGUCUCGCCUCCGCCUGUCAGCCCCCUGCAAUCCAAGGGUUCCCCGAGCCCCAACGUGCACCAGAGGCCGCCCAGCCCUUCGGGCCAGGCGAUGCAGAGCUCCGGAAGCGCGAGUUCCACAUCCGACACCGGAUCCGACUCCGGCUCGGACAGCAGCGACGAUUCCGAGGAGGAGACCAGCCCUCCGCCCACCAAAGGCCCCUCCACCCCUCCCUCCGUCUCACCAAAGAAUGAAAAUAUAAUCGAGGAACCGCCGCCUGCGAUCGAGGAGCCGAAAUCAAGGAGUUGGAAUUUGGAGUCGUUCUUCAACAAGACGAACGCCAUGCCCCACGGGGAACAGAAUUCGGAGAACAAGCAGGCGCAGGAUUGCAACAGGCGGCAAGAUUCCCCUAUGGUGACGACGGUGGACGCCCGAGCGCACAGGAACAAGGCGGCGCACGAGUGGCAGCUCGACGAGGCCCUGAAGAGGACCCGUAACAUGACCAUGAUCAGCGUGUUGUACAGCGACAGCGAUCGGCCUUCCGAUCAGGAGAAGGGGCAGCCGGUGGAGGAGAAUCGGGCGCAGGCCGAAAAGCCGAAGGUUGACGCGAGGAAACGCGGCCGGCCGAGGAAACCGACGAAUCCAAAAGCCGGGCAUCGAACGUCGGACGAGAGUUUGAAGAACGGGAAACCUCGCAGCAGGACGAGAGGGGUGGGCAAUCACAUGAAGAAGAAACCGCCCCUCUCGAAGGCGAACAUAUCUACGAGCGAGGAUGAGAGCGACGACAGGUCGCAGGGGGCGUCGAGCGACUCCGACAGCGACCGGCCGCCGACCAGGGUGUCGCCUGGGGUCGCGGCUAUGAACGACAAGAGGAGGUCCAGAUUGAGCGGAUCUUCGAGCGAGGACGAAAGCCCGCCCAAGGGGAAGAGCAACAACAACAACAACAACAACGUGUCCGAGGACGACACCUCGCGUUGGAGAAGGAUGACCAAUAUUAAGAGAAGCAAGUUGGGAGACUCGCCGAAGAAACAGGAGAAGAAGAGCCCCGCGGCGAAGGCGAAGCCGAGAAGGUCGACCUCGCGGGUGAACAAUGGAUCCGAUUCCGACAGCGAGUCGGAAAUAGUGAGGAAUCGUAUCCAGGUUGCCAGUGGGUGCAGAGUACCUCCUAGGCCGAGAGUCCCACCGACCCGAGAUUCUUCCCCGGAAAAUUCGGACAGCGAUAACAGUCCGGGUCCGAAGUUGCAGGAGGAAGAUGCGGGCAACGUGCAGGACAAGAAGAAGAGCGACACUCUUCGAAAAGUGUUCUCAUCUUCGAUAGGGGGAGGGAAGGGCGGUGGCAAAGGAGGGAAAGGCGGUAAAGGCGGUGGAAAGUGUGGGAUUUUCGUGGAAGAGUAUACGACCUCCGCGAAUACGCCGACCGGCGGGGAGAGCCCUUACAAGAGACCAUCGUCACAGGCGUCGAACGUGACUCAAUCUUUCCCGCCGCUCACGCGCGUGAACGGCGUGCCAAGUUUGUACUGUAGGAUCGAGCUGAGCAAACUUCAGCAUGUGUCGCAGUUGUCGAGGGGUCAAGAGUUGAGACAGCGCACAGAACUUCCAGACACGAGGCCGUCGUCCAGACAAGCCUCGACGCUGACGCAUCAACCCCCUCGACCGCCUACGCCUGAGGAAGGGGAGAUCGUCGACACGCCACCGCCUCAACAGGAAGCGAGGAUUCACGGUGACGCGUCGUUGCUCGUCGACGGUGAUGUUAAAAAUCGCGCUGUGAUCAAGGGCGAACCUAUAUCGGACACGAAGAGUAAUUGUGGUAUAGGCCUCGCCGCGGGUGUCGUCGGUGCAGGUGCUAGUAGUGGAGGAAGUGGUGCUAGUAGUACGGGUAACGCGCCCAAGAGGAAACGUAAUCCGAGUUGUAGUUCAGUGUCCAGUUUGAGUACUGUGUGUUCCAUAGAUACGAAGACGAAAGGGUCGGGAGAGCACAAAGACAGGAAGAAGAAAAAGAGGAAACACGGCGACGUCGAAUCUGUUAACGUUUCGUCGAGGCCGUCUUCCAGUCAGCAAAACGACAUUCAACCUACGAAUCACGAACGGGAAGAAAAGCCUGAUACUAGUUUAUUGCCACCACCACCACCGCCUCAACGCGUUUAUUAUUCUUACUUUAAUCCUCAAAAUGAAGUUUUAGAGGAUCAGGAUAGGUGGGACCAGAAUCAGUACCUGAUGGAAGCGAAGCGGCUGAAGCACAGCGCCGAUAAGGAGUGCGAGCUCACGGCGCAGGGUAUGCUUUACCUAGAAGCCGUUCUGUGCUUUUUGCUCACGGGAAAUGCUAUGGAGUCAGAUCCUCUCACGGAGAGAGCGUCGUUCACUAUGUACAGGGAUACGCUCAGUCUCAUCAGAUAUAUUUCUUCCAAGUUUAAGAGCCAGCAGAACAACUCGCCGGAGAGCAGUAUACACAACAAGCUGGCCAUUCUGAGUCUUUUUUGUCAGUCCCUCAUAUACUUGAAACUGUUCAAGAUGCGCAGACACGAAAUCAAAGAGAGUCAAAAAAUUCUGAACGAUUAUCAUCAAAAGCCUGCUCAGGCAACAACGGUUCAACCAGAGGGACAGGGAACGCCAUCCUUAUCACCGACACCGUCACCUGCCGGUUCCGUGGGCUCCGUUGGCAGUCAGAGUUCCGGAUACAGUAGUGGCGAACUAGCGAAUCGGGGAGCAGCUUCGGGCCAACCGCAGCCCGCUCCGUAUGUUAGCGUUCCACUUAACGUGCACAACGCUAUGGCGAAACAAAACCAUCACUUCAGUUUGUUGUUGAGCUGUCACGAUCUCUGGGACCAGGCGAACGCUCUGGUGACAGAUAAACAUAGAGAUUUUUUCAUCGAGCUGGAUGAAAAAUUGGGACCUCUUACUUUGAAAAGUUCUUUACGCGAUCUGGUACGCUACGUUCAAGCUGGUAUAAAGAAGCUUCGAGAUCUCUGACCACAGUGGCAUAGCCCCAGACCGCCCACCCCGAAUUAUAUAACUUCUCUCCCACAAAAUAUGGCUACGUAUCCAACGAUAUAUACAUAAAGAAAUCGAAUUAUUUGGAAGAGAUUUGGAAUAGAUUUAGAAAAACGUACGAUCGGCGAUCGUAUGAUUAAUAAUAACGUAACGCGCGUCAAGAGAAACGUUGAAUUCGAAAAGAUGGGAAAUCGGGAGAGAAAUCGAAUCUGUUCUCAUUUCAACGAAUAAGGAUUAUUCUGACGGGGUUUAAGGAUUCAAGAUGGCCUGGGGAAUAUAACGAGGAAAGCGUUCGAUAUGAUAUUCGAAAAAUCGUCUAAUUACGUUUCUUCGUUCAGGGAUUCACGAAAGCGUAUCCUGGCAUUUAAAAAAAAAAGAAAAAAAAAAAAAAAAACUAACAGAGCACCAACUUUAUAGUCAAUUCAGAAUAAAACUCGUCAAGAAGAAGGAUCAUUGUGAAUCGGUACGUAGAGAGAAUCUCUUCUAUUCUGUGCAUAGCACGCGUUACUUAUUUUCGAGACGAGAAUGGAGAACGUCAGCCAGUGACGUUAAUUAAGAAAAAAGAGAUCGAAAUGGAGCAUCGUAGAUGUUUGAAGAAGAUAAAGAAGAUGACGAGGGGGAAGUACACUGGUCUCUAUUUUUUUCGGACUGAUCAUUUUUGUAAAGUAAAAAAUGAAAUAAAAUUGAAGAUGCAAAAGAAAAAAUAGAGGAUGGAUUAUAAGGGGAAGAAAGGAAUUAGAAGAUGGAAUUAGAAGUGCCACAGAAGCGCCCGUGUGUUCUCGCUUUACGGUGCGCCGCAGCCGACGUUACCUGAAGCAUGAGUUUCGUCUUGGCGAUUCGAGUGCGACGAAUACACAAGAAUAUACAUAUAUGCAUAUAGUUUAUUACCUAUAUAAAUAUAUAAAUAAUUAUAAAAAUAUAGAUAUGAAAAUAUAUUUAAUGAAAAGAGAACCAACGCGUCGCGCACGCCGGCAUUUUGUUUCUUGCGGAAAACAAAAUAAAAGGAACAUGGCGACUGCGAAAAUUCGCGAGUUGAAGGUUUAGAGGAAAGAUAAAGAGGUGAAGUGACAGGGAUGGGGGAAAUUUAGUGUGAUGAUGCAUUUCUCUUGGAUUGAGAUGCACCACGAGCAACAAGAUCAACAAUUGAUCCAAACCGAUAGAAUAUUACUACUACUACUACUACUACUACUACUACUACUACUACUAUUACUACUACUACUACUACUACUACUACUACUACUACUACUACUACUACUACUACUACACUACUACUAUUACUACUACUACUAUUACUACUACUACUACUACUACUACUACUACUAAAAUGUCUUACGUCUGUGAACAAAGGACACGACUCUUUUUUGUAGAUAGGUUACGAAAGAAAAAAGUAACUUAGAUUAGAUAAUUAAUAAAUACGCAACAAGGAAAACAAAGUUAAACGAUAACAGAAGAAAUAAAACAUAAACAUAUUAUUUACAUUACUUAGAAUUAAACGGGGAAAUAAGUAGAGGUUCUAGUGAUGAAGAAUAAAAAAAAAAAAAAGAAUAUUCGAAUAAUUACACAUAGCGCAUACACCACAUUAAAAAUAGUGCGAUUAUAAAGAAAGAAAAAAAAUGGAAGGAAAAGGAAGAAAGGGAGAAAGCGUGCACAGACACCAAAACGAGAGAGAGAGAGAGAAGAAAAAAAGAAAUAAAAUAAAAUAAAAUAGCGCGUGGUAACUUUCGUUACACGAGACGCGUGUAGGGGAAAACAAAAAAAACAAAAAAUCAAGCGUAACGGAUAAGUAAGUUGCUCAUGUGUAUAUUUUUGUAAAUAGGUAUUUGCGAGUGCCGCCGCCUUGAGGGUGACCUGUCGACGUUUAAAUCGACGCGACAGGCCGGCCCGCCCCAAUUUUUGCUACCACAAAUCUUAUCGAGAAUCAGGAAAUUUCUAGUAAAAAGAAAAAAAUAUUAAAAUACACGUACACAAGAUGUUACAUGUCCGCCGAAUUUGUCCCGAAGAUUUUUUCCGAAUCCGAUUCUUUAUAAAUGCUUGUGUUACCUUUAAUCUUUCGUGUAUAUAUAUAUGUAUUUAUGUAUACAUAUUUCUUUUACGUUGUUUUUUCUUUUUUUUUUUUUUUCUUCCUAUUACGUUAUUCGAUUCGAUCGACCACCUUUCAUCCGCCUCUUUCGAAUCGAUUAUCGCAUUUGUUCGAUACGCUUUCUUUUGUUUUCGUUGUUCCGUCACCGAUAAAAUGAACAAAAAAAAAAAAAAAAAAACAAACCGUUAUGUCGCAAAAUGCGCACGCAAUCUAUUUAGCGAUUUUCCUAUAUUUUCGCAGCUGAUGGAAUGUGGUUUAAAGUAUACGAGGUCUGAAUGUGCGAAAUGGAAAAAGAAAAGAAGAAAAAAAAAAUAUAUAUAUAAGAAAGAAAAUGUAAUUCGUUCGUCUUUCUCGAUAAAACAGCGAAUUCGAUUUGAUAUGAUCAUUGUAACGAGGAGAUCAAAAAACGGAAGAGGAUAAAGAAAAGUUUUAGCAGUAAGUUAACUGGCGCGCGAGCAUUCGAAGGAUAUUGUUGAAUCAUUCCUUGGACCAGAAUCAUAACGAAUAAUAAUAAUAAUUUAUCCAAACAAUUAGUCAAACAUAUCGAAAUUAAAUUGAAUUAAAUUUUGAAUCUUCCGUGUAAUCUUUUCGUUAAUCUUUGUAACGAUAAUAUCGAAAGAGAGUGAGAGUGAGAGUGUGAAAGAGAGAGAGAAAGAGAGAGAGAGAGAGAGAUAAAAAAGAUGGGGAGAAGGAGAAAGAAAUUGGACCAAUGUAAAUCGUAGGGGACGUUUAAUAAAAUCCAUUGUAUCGGCCAGUUCGUUGCUAAUACUUUUCUACGUGAGAGGAGAAAGCAAUGAAAAUAAAUAAAGAUAGAUAAAAAGGAAGAAAAGAGGAAUGAAAGAAGCAAAUAUGGCAGAAAAAAGGCUGGAACCGUGACAAAGGGAUCGAACAAGGGUUGACGAGACUUAGGGGGGCCCAUAUAGAGUUACUAAGCGCGGUCCAAUGGUUCACGGGAUACAAUUUUAUACCUCGUGUGCGCGUGCACACGGACUGAAGGAUAAAAGAGUUUAAAAAAAGAGAUCUAUUAAAAAA
This is a messenger RNA of Apis florea (little honeybee), 7454 nucleotides long. RefSeq names its product AF4/FMR2 family member lilliputian (gene lilli). Gene Ontology annotation, biological process: regulation of gene expression. The record is from RefSeq and is a predicted model, not a curated record. NCBI's taxonomy places the organism in Eukaryota, Metazoa, Arthropoda, Insecta, Hymenoptera, Apidae. Gene Ontology annotation, cellular component: nucleus; super elongation complex.